Molecule: messenger RNA, 675 nt
Organism: Podarcis lilfordi (Lilford's wall lizard)
Lineage: Eukaryota; Metazoa; Chordata; Lepidosauria; Squamata; Lacertidae
Source: the annotation of a GenBank genome assembly
AUGGUCCUCACUAGAAAGUUAUGUAAGGAGUUGGGUAUCUUGCCAGAUACGCCACUUAGCCCCCCGGGACCUGGAAAGAGACAAAGUAAAAUUAUAAAUUACUUCCCCAAGAGGGAGGAAUGCAUGAGUGAACAAAUUGAACCAAUUAUUGACGAAGUCACUCCUCUCCCCCUUACUUAUCUUGACCGGUCACAUUACUUCAAAGAGCUUCAACACAACUCUGGAAACACAAAUUCCCCAAGAAGCCUGGCGCAAGAGCUAGUUCUAGCUGAGAAACUUGUGGAAAAUAUUUCUGUCACCUAUAACCAGCGGCCCCUGGCAGAAUUAACAACAUGCCACCAAGACCAGGCGCCCACUUCCAAAUAUACUCAAACUGAACUGAGUGAUGGCCAUCUUCAGGCCCAUUUCCAAGAUAUAAAUAUAGACCUUUCCAACAUCAAAAAUUACUUGACCAUAACAAAUGGGUUAUUGCUGACCCUUGUGGAAAAUUUUAUUCCCCAACCAAAAGAGACAACAGCAACCGAUGCACCCCAAGUGCAUAAACCAGAUGAACUUGUGCAUAACCCAGAUGAACUAGUGAAGAUGAGACAAGCAGUAACAACCAAGAAAUUGCAAAAAAUAGAUCAAAAGUCCGGGAAAAGAAAACUAAGAACAUUAAAACAACAAGGAAAAUAA